Messenger RNA from Danio rerio (zebrafish), 3268 nucleotides. The record is from RefSeq and is a predicted model, not a curated record. NCBI's taxonomy places the organism in Eukaryota, Metazoa, Chordata, Actinopteri, Cypriniformes, Danionidae.
GAUCCGCCUACGUGUUCUUAUGACAAAUCUGUAAACACCGCAAGUGAUGUCGGGAUUGGUGAAUUCAGUGACUUUCGGUUUGUUGCGGGUAGAAUAUUAUUGAUCGUGAUGCUUUUUAGUUUACCGGGUCUAUCACUCUUGUCAUUACAAGCUCCUAAAGUUCGCUUCAGUACGUCCGAAUCGUUUUAAAACGCCGGUUUCAGCAAAGGGAGUUAUUCACUAAUAGAUGUCUGAUGGUGUUCAGCGUACUGACGGUGUUCGGCUCGUCGAUAAACUGACAAGACACAUGUUGAGAUUAAACCCCACCUUCGACAUUCAAAGAGAUGUUGUGUCAAGCAUUUUGGCCAAGGAGGAAAGGGCGAAUAUAGGUGUUCUUGAGCCUCGAAUUCUGAGUGUGGAGAGAGAUGGAGGAGUCGUGUACUCAUGGAGAGGGGCAACAGGAACUACAAGAAUUGGGAAAUAUGAUCCUCACAGUACAGAGAAUAAGCUCCUCUACACAUUUGACAAGCAAGUGUGUGUCAGCAGCUGCUCUUUAAAUAAAGAAGAAACACUACUGGCGGUCAGUCUGUCUCAAUGCACACAAGAAGGCCGCUUUAAACCAGUGUCAAAAUGUUUAACGCUUCUCAUCGAGAUUCACCCAAUCAACAACACAAAGGUCCUAAAGGCAGUCGAUUGCAAGGUCAAAGUGCAGUUUCUCUAUCCCAAGACAUGCCGGAGCACUGUACUAGAGAGCCAUUUGCUGUUGGCAUCAGAGGAUGGCUAUGUUGAUCAGUACCACAUAGCUCUGACCAGACAGGAAGGGUACAGAGUGGUGAUGCAGAAUUCAGAGCGUCUGAGCAGAGAGAGAGUGGCAGAGGAGUUCAUAUGGGUCCAGUGGGACUCAGACACUCAAAGAAUAUUCUACCUUACUGCACGGGAGAAACACACAUUGAAGUGUGUACAGUUUUACGCCGAUCGCAAUUUCGAAACUGUGUUUGAGCUUCCAUUGGAGAUGCCCAACAUUGUCACUUCUCCUGUGAGGUUUGUUAACUUUGGGUAUGAUCACUAUCAAGACUUGGAGGACGAGGGUCUCAGGUUAGAAGUGUUCACCAGCCCAACAGAGAGAACCAUGUGUGUGUGCUACAGCCAUCCAGUGCGCUGGCAUAAGGACGCCACAUAUACUAUUGCAUUUGUGCACCAAGGCUGCAGUAAGACAUUCACUGUAUCUCUAGAGCAAGGCUCUGCACCAGCAAAUUUCCCAACUGUCCGUCCUAUCUUCAUUCAUCUGGAUUAUUAUAUAGUGGUGUACAUGCCUGAUCAGUUCCUGCACUUAAUCAACUGCAGACAACAGGACCUUCUCUGCUACAGUCUUUUCCUGUCAGGGGCGGAUGGUCAUAUUGAAGCACUGUGUUCGGGCAGAGCGGUUGUGAGUGUGUCUGGCAACCGGCUGCUUGAUGUCCAAGCUGGCAGGAUAUACAACAUGGAUCUCAACCCAGACUUCCUGCUUGAGCUUCUGAGUUCAGGCAGACCUGAAGCCCAGCAGCUGGCGGCUCUGCACUGCAUGCUGGUUUACCUGCAGCCAAAUCCUGUGCUAGAGCUCAAGAUUAUAAACUGGAUCAGUGAGAACGUCAUGAGCUUUGAUGCUUUUGAUCAGAUUCAGGAAUUUAUUCUAGCCUCCUUGUACAGAAUAAGCUACCAGCAGUGUGUGAGCUUAGAUAAGCUGUUGCCAUACUCCUGUGUAUUUGAGAAGAAGGAGCUUCCUGUGGCUCUGACGGCAAUCUCUGGUGUGAAAUGCACCCCUGAACUGCUCUGUCAACCAAUAAUCAAAGGGAAGGCUAAAAGCCUGCAAGGUUACUGGGAAGAGCUUCAGCAUGUUUUGGACAGGAUGAGGUAUUUCGAGGCGGUACCAUGUCCACGCUUCAGGACCAGUCUGAUUAAAGAGGACUGGACUAAACUUCAGGCUGCUAUGAACUCGGAGAAGAAGAAAUCCCCCCGCAGUCAUCACUACAUUGAAGAGAACACCAAAAAAGUUUUAUCCAUGGUGGACACUUGGCGUUUGGACAGGCGUGUUGUUCCACUCUUUCAGGAGGAAGAUCAACAGCAGAGGGUGCUGGUGGGCCUGAUGGUUGACAAGCUCAGAGAACACUUGAACAGACAUUUAUCACGACUGGGGAAGAAGAAGAUUGAUUUGCUGGUGGUGAAUUAUGCUGCAAAGCUGCUUGAACUCAUCUGGCACGUGUUGGAAUUGGUGUGGCAGAAGCUGAAGUUGGGCCCUUGGGUGCUUUGCAUUAAGCAGCAGGGUAACUCGGAGGAAUGGGCCAUGUUUCAUGUGAUGUUUCGCAUACUGGAAGCCACUAAAGGGCUCUGUCUUCCUCUUCCUCCAGGUUAUUCAACACUGUUAAGUGUUCUUGGAGUCCGUUGUCUCCCACAGCACACUUUUCUCCAGUAUGUGGAUCAUGGCCUUCUUCAACUUACAGAACCAUUUGUUUCACGCCUCAUGACAGAUUUAGAUAACAGUGAUGCCAAUGAGCAGCUGAAGUUCAGUAUCCUGAAAAGACUUCCUGAGCAUAUAGAUAAGAAAGUGAGCCAACGGUGGGAUCAUCCCAUAACCUCUGCAAGCAUCUCCAGAGAAUACAUCGGGUCAUUGCUGGACAAACACUCAGAGAGCAAGGACUCUGCACUUUUGGACUACAGCAAGUCAAGUUUCUAUCCUGAUUUUCUACCUCUGAACUACCUCGCCAAGGUUCUCUCCAAUAGGGAGGAACAAGCUCAGAACCCUUUCGAAGAGCAGGAGAAUGUAGAUGUCAGAUUUGUGGAAGAAACAGCCCUAAAGCAGACACUGAUCAAACUGGGCUUUGAGGUCAAGUAAAAACAGCCCAGUACAAACUAAAAAAGUAGUUUAAAGGGAAACUUUGAGGAAAAAUUAUAGAGGAAACGCACUCACCUAAGAACAAAGCUUAGGUUCGUUUAGGUGACUUUAAUAAUGUACAGAAAUGUAUGGGUGUCAUACUAAAAACUGAAGCCCAAAAUCAUGCUGUUGACCAAAAAUAAUACCUUUGCUAUCUGUCUAGUCUUUAAAAAUCACAUUUUAGUACCCAUAUGGACACGUACUGACUCUAGUCAUGCCAAUACGUAUGGGGAAAAUUACGCACUUUUCUGUACACCCAGAUGCGAUGGAAGAGCACCAACAAAAAGGGAUUUUUUUUUCUCUCCAGAUGUUGUAAGGGGUCAGUUGGGUACAUUUGUAAAUAUUUCUUGAAUACAAAAUAAAAGAUCAUAUAUUCUUUUG